UGUGUGACCGGAUUCUUACAGAAGUCUUCGUAAUGGAAUUGUAAAUAAAUAAAAGUAAAUAGGAAUUAAGUAAAAAAACUCACAAAAAAUGCUGCGUUUUGGUACACAAUUGUGGCGGCAAGUCCCUUGCACUAAGCUGAGGGUGUCUGGAAUGCCGGUCUUCAGAAAUACACUUCAAUUGGUGACCAGGAAGAUGACACAACAGCGGCCACCGGUGGAUUUCACGACAAGUAUUCGCACAAAAUCGGCCAAGGAUAGUGAGAAGAUCACGGCCCUUGGUUGGUUCCUGCUGCUUAUUCCCACCACCACUUUUGGCCUGGGCUGUUGGCAAGUGAAGCGCAAGAUCUGGAAGGAGCAACUGAUAGAGGAACUAAAUGACCAGUUAAGUCAACCACCAACACCUCUUCCUGAAGACCUCAGCGACCUGUCUCAUAUGGAGUACCGUCUAGUCAAGAUUCGUGGUCGCUUUCUUCACGAUAAGGAAAUGCGCAUGGGUCCUCGAUCACUCAUACGCCCCGAUGGCGUGGAGACGCAGGGAGGCCUCUUCUCCCAAAGGGAUUCCGGCAAUGGCUACCUAAUAGUUACCCCCUUUCAGCUGUCGGAUAGAGACGACAUCGUUCUAAUCAACCGAGGAUGGGUUUCCCGAAAACAAGUGGAGCCAGAAACUCGAGCCUUGGGUCAACCCAAAGAGGAGUUGGAACUCACAGCUGUUGUGCGCAAAGGAGAAGCUCGUCCCCAGUUCACUCCCGACCACAAGGAUGGCAAAGUGUUCCUCUAUCGCGACCUGAGUCGUAUGUGCGCUGCGUCGGGAGCUGCCCCCGUCUUCUUAGAUGCCACCUACGACGCCAAGUCGGCGCAGAACGGGCCCAUUGGAGGGCAGACGCGGGUCACCCUGCGCAAUGACCACCUCUCGUAUCUCAUCACCUGGUUCAGCUUGUCGGCAGCCACAUCCUUCCUCUGGUACAGGCAGAUAGUCAAGAGGAUACCUUUUUAGAGGAUAAUUGAAACGCACCGUUGUUAUUUUUAUAAAAUUUACAUGCUCUCGUGUAAA
Messenger RNA from Drosophila bipectinata, 1051 nucleotides. It is a transcript of the gene Surf1, whose product is annotated as surfeit locus protein 1. Gene Ontology annotation, cellular component: mitochondrion; membrane. Gene Ontology annotation, biological process: mitochondrial respiratory chain complex IV assembly. NCBI's taxonomy places the organism in Eukaryota, Metazoa, Arthropoda, Insecta, Diptera, Drosophilidae. The record is from RefSeq and is a predicted model, not a curated record.